This is a messenger RNA of Synchytrium microbalum, 2637 nucleotides long. RefSeq lists its product as uncharacterized. Bases 1 to 2637 code for a protein of 878 amino acids. The transcript is spliced from 16 exons. Gene Ontology annotation, biological process: protein deubiquitination. Gene Ontology annotation, molecular function: cysteine-type deubiquitinase activity; zinc ion binding. Gene Ontology annotation, cellular component: cytoplasm. NCBI's taxonomy places the organism in Eukaryota, Fungi, Chytridiomycota, Chytridiomycetes, Synchytriales, Synchytriaceae. The record is from RefSeq and is a predicted model, not a curated record.
AUGGUUCUCACGGACUUUUACAAUCACGAUGCCGGGAGCUGGGCUAGCAACGUACAUCUUAUGGGAUCUUUUGACGAUUGGACUAAAGGAGUUGCUGCGACCAAGAAAGGUGGUAGCUUUAUGGCGAGUGUCGACUGCAAACCUGGGACUGAAGUUACUUUCAGAUGGGUCGUUGAUGGCCAGUGGUUGAACUCUAGCAACUACCCAGCUCGUCCGGAUGGCUAUAAUUGGAACAUGUAUAGAACUAUAGAGCCAGAGACUGUGGAUUUACCACCUCUCACUGGUCCAAUCGUUGCUUCUACCCUUUUGGCUUCUUCCAUUGCACCAGCCUCCACAACUUCGGCUACGACAGUUUCAACUACUCCUGUUGGUUCUCCACUAGCCUCCAAAUCUACAACAGCGGCUAGUCAAUCAGAACCCACGGCAUUGCCACCACUCACCGCUCCAAUCGUCGCUUCUACCAACUUGGCUUCUUCCAUUGCACCAGCUGCCAAACCUUUGGCAACCACAGUUUCAACUACCAAGUUUGGUUCUGCUGGUUCGACUGCUGCACCUGCAACAUCUACAGCCACGAAAAGCGAACCAGAAGCCGUUGUAUUGCCACCCCUUACAGCUCCAAUUGUUGCUUCUACCAAUUUGGCUUCUUCCAUUACACCACCUGCCAAAACUAUGGUUACAGCACCUUCAACCGCCUCCGUUGGAUCUGCUGCCUCUACUGCCAAAGUCCCCACCUCAUCCUCGUCAUCCUCAUCGUUGCCUCAUCAUCAAUCUGGUGUUGAAGCGACAUUAGAAAAGGCCAAGGAAGUAGUACACGAGAUUUCUGAUAAGAUCCAUCCAAAGAAAAAGGAAGGUGAUAAGGCUGCCAAGAAGAGCGGAGGUGGAGGACUUUUCAAGAAAAUGUCUACUAUCUUCCACAAGGACAAGAAAACAACAACAGAUGCCAGCACCGAGAAGAAGGCUGUGAAAGGACACGCUCUGGCUCAUUUUGAAGAGACUGGACAUCCUCUUGUAUUUGAUAUUGAACAGAAAAUGUCUUAUUGUUACAAGUGUGACGAGUUUGCUUAUAUUGGAGAUAAAGAGCAAGAAAUUGAUGUCAUACGUCAGAAAUUGACGGGAGAGCCUACUUCUGAUGGUGCAACGCCUGCAGCAGAUGCAGCAUCAUCAUCACAAGGGAAACCAAAAAGUAAAAGGAAACGAGCAACCCAAAAAUAUCAUCACGUCACAGGUCUCUCAAAUCUCGGCAACACAUGUUUCAUGAAUGUAGUCCUACAAUCUCUCUUCCAUACCGUCCUAUUCCGCAGAUACUGUAUAGACGCACCACCAUGGCCACUCUCACCCGAAACUCCGAUAAUAACAACUCAGCCAUUGCCACCAACAUCACACACGUCGCCAUCACCAACACGAACCACACGAUCAUCAGUCGCAUCGAAACGAGAACAAUCCAUCAUGAAUGAAUUCUGUGACUUGAUUCGAGAUAUGUGGGGAACACAAUCUCAUGCAUUGAGUCCAGACGCAUUCUUGAGUGCUAUAUGGAAGAGUGUGCCAAUGUUUAGAGGGUAUCAACAACAGGAUGCACAAGAGUUUAUUCGGUACCUGCUUGAUCGUAUCAAUACGGAUUUGUCGAGGAAGAAUAAGAGGACGAUUAUCAAUCGGGUCUUUCAGGGGACAUUGUUCAAUGAGGUCCGAUGUCUUAAAUGUGGUCAAGUGUCAACGAAAGAAGAUCCAUUCCUGGACUUGUCGUUGCCAAUCCCUGAACGAUUUGUGGAACGGAAGAACAAGGUUGAGCAACGAGCCGAUCCAUGUACACUAGAUGAUUGUCUACGAGCCUUUACGGAUAUCGAAGAGUUGACGGAAUCAGAAAAGUAUAUGUGCCCUCAUUGCAAGACAUUGGAAAGAGCAGAAAAGAAACUUAGUGUGCUUGGAUUGCCACCUGUAUUAUGUCUUCACUUGAAACGGUUCAAAUUCACUCGCCACAUCCGCUGUAAAAUCGAUACAUAUGUACGAUUUCCCAUCACCGACUUCAAUAUCGCACCAUAUACACGAAAUGGAGUAUUGGGUGAUGCUAAGCCAGUAUGGUAUGACUUGUAUGCAGUAAUCGUCCAUCAUGGGUCAUCUGGAUCUGGUCAUUUCCUUGCCUUCACUUGGUCGCCUGAAAAUUCCUCAUGGUUCCAAAUGAACGAUGGAUCAGCAAAGGCAACCUCACCAGAGGAUGUGGCCCAACAACAGGCCUAUAUGCUGUUUUAUAGUCGAAGAAAUCAUCAAGAAGUACUUGAAACUCCAGAAGAGAUCAACCCAACCUCAUCAACAACCACACCUUCACGCAUAAACGGUCGUAUCAAUAGCAGCAGCAGUAGUAGUAGUCCGAAAGCAGGGAGAUACAACGGAAAGGAUGUAAUCGAAAUAGAUAUGGACCCCUCACGACAACCAUCACCAAGCAACGGGAUAUCUGCUAUGGAUGGAGUAUCAACCAUGAAUGGAUCAUCACCAAUCAGCCCAAGUCGAGAACUUCGCAUCCGUACUGGAGUCGCAGCACCAGCUCCUAGUGGAGUCUUGGGUGCGCCUAUUCCAAUAGACUCGGAUGAUGAAGAGCAAUCAACAUCAACUCGUCAAAGACGCAAAGUCAUUCGCCGUGCAUAA